AUGAGAAAAGUAGAAGCUGACGUCUACCUACGCCACUUAAGCAAGGAUGUGUAUGUCUUUGCAGUUGAGGCAGAUGAUGAAUCAGAGGCCAUGGAACCUUCUGAACCCAAAUUCAGAGAAUGGGAGUUGGUUGGAUUUUCUGAAGACUGUGGAGUAAUAUACGAGAGGUUUGGGCGAGCAGAAGUAUGGGGCAUGGAUGUAUGCGCAGUGGUGGAAAAAGGAUUACGGGAACGAGUAAAAGAGGAAGUAGAGUAA
Molecule: messenger RNA, 255 nt
Organism: Protopolystoma xenopodis
Lineage: Eukaryota; Metazoa; Platyhelminthes; Monogenea; Polystomatidea; Polystomatidae
Source: the annotation of a GenBank genome assembly